AUUUGUGAGUUCUAUCUCGGUGGAUCUAUCUCGUUCCUCUGCGUUUCUCGAAACUUUCUUUACUUAGAGUGGCGUAUGAACUAGCUUAGUUCGGUUCGUUGAGCCAUAUACAUACAACAAAUCUCGAAACUUUUAGAAAUUUACAAAUAAAAACAAAAAAUUUUUAAUACGAAACAAGAGCGGUCUCAAUCAUGGAAAACACAAGUGACGAAAUUUCGCAAGAUAUAAAGAAAGAAUCAAAGGCUUUUCCCUUGGCAGAUCAGGACACAACAUCGAAGGUAUUGAACUUGGUUCAACAGGCGCUUAGCCGGAAGGAACUGAAAAAGGGAGCAAAUGAAGCUACUAAAUCUCUAAAUCGUGGCCAAGCGGAGCUUAUAGUUUUGGCAGCGGAUGCUCAACCGUUAGAAAUUCUAUUGCACUUGCCGUUACUGUGUGAAGACAAAAAUGUUCCUUAUGUAUUUGUUAACAGUAAAACUACUUUGGGAAGAUCCUGCGGAGUUAAUAGACCAGUUGUAGCUUGUUCGGUAAUAAGCGGCGAAGGUUCGCCGUUAAAACAACAGAUAAGAGAAGUAACAAAAUUAAUAGAAAAGUUUUUAAUUUAAAUUAGGAUUUGUAAAUGUUGAUUUUAUAAAUUUUUCUCAAACAAGACAAAUUUUUUUUUAUAUAAACUAAAGACAUUAAAAUGCGAAUUUACUCUGUAUCAGGUUAAAAUGUAUCUAUACAUGUAAAAAUAAUGGAAAAAUAAAUACUAAUAAUUUGA
Pseudomyrmex gracilis is the source of this 760-nucleotide messenger RNA. It is a transcript of the gene hoip, whose product is annotated as NHP2-like protein 1 homolog. NCBI's taxonomy places the organism in Eukaryota, Metazoa, Arthropoda, Insecta, Hymenoptera, Formicidae. Gene Ontology annotation, cellular component: U4/U6 x U5 tri-snRNP complex; box C/D methylation guide snoRNP complex; nucleolus. The coding region runs from base 192 to 602 and encodes 136 amino acids. The record is from RefSeq and is a predicted model, not a curated record. Gene Ontology annotation, molecular function: RNA binding. The transcript has 2 exons. Gene Ontology annotation, biological process: ribosome biogenesis; maturation of SSU-rRNA; mRNA splicing, via spliceosome.